Messenger RNA from Lemur catta (Ring-tailed lemur), 1134 nucleotides. Its product is annotated as carcinoembryonic antigen-related cell adhesion molecule 3-like. The transcript is spliced from 7 exons. Gene Ontology annotation, biological process: regulation of immune system process; signal transduction. The coding region runs from base 83 to 841 and encodes 252 amino acids. NCBI's taxonomy places the organism in Eukaryota, Metazoa, Chordata, Mammalia, Primates, Lemuridae. The record is from RefSeq and is a predicted model, not a curated record. Gene Ontology annotation, molecular function: protein tyrosine kinase binding. Gene Ontology annotation, cellular component: cell surface; plasma membrane.
CAGAGCUGACUCUUCGGAGCAGGAGCAGCGGAGCAGCCGUGCUUGGGAGCAUUCCUGGAGCCCAAGCUCUUCCGCACAGAGGAUGGAGCAGGUAGCAGAGACCAUGGAGCCUCCCUCAGACCCUCCCCGCAGAGGGUGCGUCCCCUGGCAGGGGCUCCUGCUCACAGUCUCACUUGUAACCUUCUGGAACCCGCCCGCCACUGCCCAACUCACUGUGGAAUCUGUGCCGCCCAAUGCUGUGGAGGGGAAGGACGUUCUUCUACUCAUCCACAAUCUGCCACAGGAUGCUCUUGGCUACAACUGGUACAAAGGGGACAAGGUGGACAGCAGCUAUCGAAUUGUAGGAUAUGUAACAGGCACUCAAGUAAACACCACAGGGCCUGCAUACAGUGGUCGAGAGACAAUUUACCCCAAUGGAUCCCUGCUGUUCCAGAACAUCACCCUGAAUGACACAGGACACUACACCCUACAACUCAUAAAGGCAAAUCUUCAGAAUGAAGAAGUAACUGGACAGUUAUGCGUGUACUCAAAAGAAAACGUCCCGGGCCUCCCCCUGGGGGCCAUCGCUGGCAUCGUGACCGGGGUCCUGGCCGGGGUGGCUCUGGUGGCCACCCUGGGGUGUGUCCUGUUCCUCAGAAGGACUGCAAGGGCCAGUGGCCAGCGUGACCUCAAGGAGCGGCAGCCCCCCCAGUCCACCAGUGGCCCUGCUCCCUGGGACAGCGGCACCCCCUCGGCCCCCCGACCUGGCCCCAGGGCAGCCGGCUCCAACUAUGAGGAAUUGCUACACCCUGACACAAAUGUGUACUGCCAGAUCGACCACAGAGCAGAUGUAGCGUCUUAGCUUCCUCCAGAAACUGCUCCUUUGGGCUGACGAAAGAUCCCCUAAGUCCCCAACUCUGUGGAGGGGGCAGGACAUGGAGCCUGAGCAAGAGAAUCAGCUGAGUCCUGGGCAGACUCUGGGGUCCUGCGGCUGGGGACGGGGGUCCCUCCUGGAUGUCUGCAGACCUGGACAGGCUGCCAGGCUCUGGGAAGGCCAGGAUACCACCACAGGAAGUGUGGCUUCCAGGGACAGUGAAUGGGCCUGUGGCACCAAGGACCACCUGGAAAGGGCUGAAUAAAGAGGACCCUCCCCUU